Messenger RNA from Peronospora farinosa, 1734 nucleotides. NCBI's taxonomy places the organism in Eukaryota, Oomycota, Peronosporomycetes, Peronosporales, Peronosporaceae. The record is from the annotation of a GenBank genome assembly.
AUGCCUAUUGAGUGUUCGGACGACUCUGUCAUUCAUGCGUCUGCAACAAUAUCCUCAUCUUUAGCAUUAGUCAAAACGGCUCCUUCUUGUGCAAGCAGCUCUACCACAUCCACUCCCAGCAGUCCAAUGAGCAUCUCUAGCAGUGGUGUCGACCUCAGCCAACAGGUGCAAGCAGCUCUGACGCGUCUUUUGAGUGUGAGCUCUACUUUUAAGGACCUUCAGCCGGGAAAGGACACACAAGUAUCUACACGUGAGGAGACCAUUGCCAUGAUGCAACACUACCUCAAACGUCUGCACUUGGAAGAGGUAGUGGACAGCAGCUCCCCCAAAGCGCUCUCAGUAGUGCACGUGGCUGGAACCAAGGGCAAAGGAUCUACAUGUGCCAUGGUGGAACGCAUUUUGCGUCAGGCAGGCUACAAGACGGGGCUUUUUACGUCGCCUCAUCUUGUCUCGCCCUGUGAACGCUUCCGCAUCAACGGAAAACCCAUCGCUGACGAUGUGUUUCUGAGGCAUUUUAAUGCAGUGUGGGGUGGAUUAGAACGCACACAGGAAAAUAGCGGUCCAUACCCGCCGAUGGCCUGGUUUUUUCGCUUUCUUACGCUUAUGGCGCUGCAUCUCUUUGCCGACGAACAAGUGGACGUGGUUGUUUUAGAAGUCGGACUAGGAGGGAGAUUGGAUGCUACCAAUGUGUUCCGUAAGCCGGUGGUAUGUGGCAUUUCGACGCUUGAUCUGGACCACACGCGUGUGCUGGGCGAGACCAUUGAUCUAAUUGCCUGCGCAAAGGCCGGGAUUUUUAAACCCGGGGUGUUAGCAUUUACCACCGCACAGGAGCCGCUUGCUAUGCAGAUGCUAGAGAAAUGUGCCAUAGAGACUGGCACACCUCUUGUAAGUGUGCCGACGCUUGACGGCUUUGGACCCGACGGAGCGGGCUGUAAGCUAGGUAUGCACGGAGACUAUCAGCGUACAAAUGCAGGACUAGCAGUGGCACUUGCGUCUACAUGGCUGCGGCACAGGCGUGGAGAAGAUCUUGCUGCACCACUCGACCUGGCUUGGGCGCUUGAACCGGUGGUAAAGGAAGGACUGAAGUACGCAUUUUGGCCUGGCCGAGCGCACCUGUGGGAAGAUGAAGCGCACAAGAUGCGUUUCUAUAUCGAUGGUGCGCACACGCUGCGCAGCCUUAAGUGUUGUGCGGACUGGUUUCACCAAGAUGCAAUUCGAACAGCCCUGGUUCAUAAGCGUGUGCUCAUAUUUACGAUUCAUCACGAGCGCAAUGUGGCACAGCUAAUCGAGCCGCUUGUAAAGCAUUUCUUUGAUCGCGUCUACUUUUGCCCGACGAGCUCAUCCCGCCCUAGUCUGGCCAAACUUCAUACGUUUUCGGAAGCUCUUGAGAUUGCGGGUUAUGGAGAAGUAUUGGCCACAUAUUUGCCGGAAGAGUUGGCGGCGCUGGAUGAUGUGGAUAGCGAAGUGCACCCAUGGCAAACGACCCUUUCACGAAUCUGGAAGGCACUGAAGACUCACGUUAUCAAGGAGAAUCAGAGCAAGUGCGUCGUUGCUGUGAAAGACUCGGUCGUAGAUUGCAUCGAUGAGCUGCGCGCGCUUACCAAGGAUGCUAGCGUUCCACUGAUAAAGGAUGCUUUGAAGAACGACCAGUGGGACGAGAACUGGAGCGUCCUCGUGACAGGUUCAUUGUACCUUGGUGGCGAGGUGCUGGAUUUCCUGGGAUGGCAAGAAUAA